Coregonus sp. 'balchen' is the source of this 5061-nucleotide messenger RNA. The record is from the annotation of a GenBank genome assembly. NCBI's taxonomy places the organism in Eukaryota, Metazoa, Chordata, Actinopteri, Salmoniformes, Salmonidae.
AUGUCACUUCCACUGAUUCUGAGCCCCCAGAUUCUGGGGCUCGCGACUGACGGUUUGAUCCAUCUGGGUAGGUUUACUUUUACGUAUAAAUAACAUUAUUUCAAUACAACACAUUUUUAACCCAAUUUAUUGUAAACUCAUAUGUUUUUCACUUUUUGAUUCAGAAAAUAUUGCAGGGAAGCUCAGCUUCAUCCAGAGGGAAGGAAAUGCAACUUACGUGCGGGACAAGGAGCUGGCCUCGGAGGUUCCAACCGAGACCAAGUUCGAACUGUUCGAUCCAAGGAACACUUUACGCACCGCCAGAUUCACCUAUACCUGGGACUUCGGCAACGGGUAGGCCUGUGUGGACUUCGCCUGUUUAUCAUCGAAUAUAUGUUUUGUAGUUAUCCUUUUUAUAGUUAAGGCUAUACAUUUAAAUAUUAUGUGGUUGUUUUAUUUUUUCUUUAUGUAUUUAUUCGAUGUUGUGUGGUGCUGUUUUUUACUGUAGGGAUUACUGUUGUUUUCUAUUGUCUUGUCAGUGUUGGAUGUAUUCCAUCAGGGACCACGUUAGAAGCAAGUGGAAUUGCUUUAACGUGUUAUAUCUGGGUUGUCCUCAGUGAAUAUUUAUGCCCAAUAAAUAAUCAAUCAAUAUUCUGGUUUUGUAAGAGAGGUGCUAAAGGGAUCGGAGCCGUCUGUGUACUAUAACUACUCCUCCUCUGGAAACUACACUCUGCGGCUGAGAGUCGGGGCCCAAAUGAACAAAACCUCUACACUAACUGGGGAAUAUACCAUGGAUUUUACAGUUUUGGGUAGGUAGACGGAAUACCACAUUUUUGUUGAUAAUUAUUUGGUUUGAAAUGGUGUGUUUUGGCAAUGUUGAGAGGACAUCUCUCAUUAAUUUAGUGAAAUCCGUUUUUAAAUAUCACAUUAGGUCUACCAUACAGCAAGUGUCGCCAACAAUUGAGGUGUAUUGCAUAUCUCUGCUUUUUUCCAGACGCCAUCAGAAAUAUUGAGUUGAAGAGCCCUUUGAUAUUCCAGGUUUCCAGAAACAACAGUCUGGCUGUUCAUGUGGAUGGAAGGUGGGUACAAUUUCUCAGUAGGCCCACACAAUUAACACAUACAACAUCCUAAACAUGUAUAACACAUAAAAGAAUCAGCUCAUUUAUUCUCUCUCACUCUCUCUCUCCUCUCUCUCGCUCACUCUCCUCUCUUGCUCUCCCCUCUCUCUCUCUCUAUCCCCCCCCCCCCCCUCUCUCUCUCUCUCUCUCUCUCUCUCUCUCUCUCUCUAGUCCUCCCAUGUGGGUCUGCUGGAGGUUCCUACAGAACUGUGUAUCAGCAACCCCUACAGGCUGUCACCUGACCAUGCUGUAUGAGAACACCAUGAUACUGAACCACACCUUCACAUCUUUAGGAGUCCACUGUCUGGACAUCAGCGCCCGCAACGACAUCAGCAAACUGCAGACCUCCUACAGCAUCUUUGUGAGGAGAGAUCGUAAGUCAGGUGUUAUCAUGAGGUCUGUGGAGAUUUGGUCCACUUUAGUCACGCUAGGCAGAAGCUACAGUACAGUACAGCACACACUUUGUCCUCUCACUAUCAAUACAGUAUAGACUGUUUGAUAUAGUACAAAUGAUCCAUCUAUUAGUACAGUGUCGCUCAGCGGUUCUGGUAACACAAGGGGUUUGAUGAUAAUUUACCUCUUUAGAUUUCAUAGUUCUUCCUGUAAUCUCAAACUGAACCGAGUGAUAGUGUGUUCAGAUAAAUGAAAAGACAUCAGUGGGACAGUGGCCAGGGUUGAGGAAUGUAGCUAAGGAGUUCUGGAGGAGGGCAAUUUAACGGUAGGACCCACACCCCAUACUGUAUAUGUCUCCUGUGGUGAAUUGAUUUGUGGUGGAUGGUACGGUUACAGAGGAGUUUCAGGAAGCUUGUGAACUCAUUGUAAUGCAUAACAAAUAGAUUGUUUAAAACCAGAAGACUAAAAGAAUGAUGAAUGAUGGUUUGUGUAAAUAGGAACAUGAUUCAAUGGUGCACAAAGUUAAGAAGAGGAGACAUGCUAAUAAUCAUGUAUGCAGACACUGGGGAGUAUGACAAUUACUAAUUGGGAGAUAAUUGUAAAAAGAAAAUCAAUUCUGCUUGCAGAACUUCUGACCAAUAUUGAAGCUUGUCUAACUGCAUCAUGGAAUACUGUAGAUAAACAGUUCUCUCUUUGUCUUCUGAUAGCCUCCAAUAUCCUGCUCUUCAUCAUGUGUACUUGGAUCAUCUUGGCAAUCCUCGCCUUCAUCACUGUUAUAGCUUGUCGCCAUAAGAAAGGACAUAACAACAAACCACAGGUAGGAAGGAGACUAAUAGAGGGACUUGUUGAAGAAUGUUAGGCGCUGUUUCAAUACUCCUCCUAAAGAAAUGAGGCUAUUCUACAAUGUGUCCACAAGGGGGUGAUCUAUACCUAGCAAAUUGACUAAGGAUCAACUCCAAAAAUUGGCUGUAACCGUAGAAAGCACUGUCAAGCUGUGUUGUAGUACUAGAGUACAGGACUCAGACUUGACUCAGACUCGACUCACGAUUCUCAUUACUCAUGACUCGACUUGGACUCGACCAGUAGUGACUUUGUUUUCAGAAAAUCUCUUCCUUUUGCAUAAUUUAACAUACUAGCGAGCAGCAAAUGUUUGUUAGAUAGCUGUAUUAUCUAAUCAGCCUUACAAAAGUGCAAACAUUGUAAUGAAAGUUUUCUUAAAAAAUGGUUGGACCGCAGCUUUUAGCACUACCAAGGGACUCGUGACUUGAGUAUAAAGGACUCGGACUUGGAUCUGGACUCAAGGUUUACUGGAAUCUACAUCACUGCUGUCAAUUGAUGGGGAUUUGCACAGACGGAGAUAUCGUGGACGUAGGUCGAGGUGCCUUUUAAGGAUCCGACGGCGAGCGAGUAAACUGCCUCUUCCAUCAAUCCUAUUAGCCAAUAUUCAAUCAUUUGAGAAUAAUUUAGAUGACCUAAGAUUACGGUUAUCCUACCAACGGGACAUUAAAAACUGUAAUAUCUUAUGUUUCACCGAGUUGUGGCUGAACGAAGACAUGGACAACAUACAGCUAGCGGGCUAUACGCUACAUCGGCAGGAUAGAACGGCUGACUCCAUUAAGACAAGGGGUGGCGGUCUGUGUAUAUUUGUAAACAACAGCUGGUGCACAAAAUCAAAUAUAAAGGAAGUCUCGAGGUUUUGCUCGCCUGAGGUAGAGUAUCUUAUGAUAAGCUGUAGACCACACUAUUUACCAAGAGAGUUUUCAUCUAUAUUUUUCAUAGCUGUCUAUUUACCACCACAAACCAAUGCUGGCAUUAAGAUGAACUUAGAUGCACUGAAUGAGCUGUAUAAGGCCAUAAGUGAACAGGAAAAUGCUCAUCCAGAGGCAGUGCUCCUAGUGGCCGAGGACUUUAAUGCAGGGAAACUUAAAUCCGUUCUACCUCAUUUCUACCAGCAUGUUAAAUGUGCAACCAGAAGAAAAAAAACUCUAGACCACCUUUACUCCACACACAGAGACGCAUACAAAGCUCUCCCUCGCCCUCCAUUUGGCAUAUCUGACCAUAACUCUAUCCUCCUGAUUCCUGCUUAUAAGCAACAACUAAAGCAGGAAGCACCAGUGACUCGGUUAAUAAAAAAGUGGUCAGAUGACGCAGAUGCUAAGCUACAGGACUGUUUUGCUAGCACAGACUGGAACAUGUUCCGGGAUUCUUCAGAUAGCAUUGAGGAGUACACCACAUCAGUCACUGGCUUCAUCAAUAAGUGCAUCGAUGACGUCGUCCCCACAGUGACUGUACGUACAUAUCCCAACCAGAAGCCAUGGAUUACAGGCAACAUCCGCACUGAGCUAAAGGGUAGAGCUGCCGCUUUCAAGGAGCGGGACUCUAACCCGGACGCUUAUAAGAAAUCCUGCAAUGCCCUCCGACGAACCAUCAAACAGGCAAAGAGUCAAUACAGGACUAAGAUUGAAUCGUACUACACCGGCUCUGACGCUCGUCGGAUGUGGCAGGGCUUGAAAACUAUUACAGACUACAAAGGGAAGCACAGCCGCGAGCUGCCCAGUGACACAAGACUUUCAGACGAGCUAAACCACUUAUAUGCUCGCCUCGAGGCAAGCAACACUGAAGCAUGCAUGAGAGCACCAGCUGUUCCGGAUGACUAUGUGAUCACGCUCUCUGUAGCCAAUGUGAGUAAGACUUUUAAGCAGGUCAACAUUCAAAAGGCCGCAGGGCUAGACGGAUUCCAAGCUUCCUGCCAUCCAGGACCUCUAUACCAGGCGGUGUCAGAGGAAGGCCCUCAAAAUUGUCAAAGACUCCAGCCACCCUAGUCAUAGACUGUUCUCUCUACUACCGCACGGCAAGUGGUACCGGAGUGCCAAGUCUAGGUCCAAAAGACUUCUCAACAGCUUCUACUCCCAAGCCAUAAGACUCCUGAACAGCUAAUCAUGGCUACCCGGACUAUUUGCACUGCCCCCCCACCCCAUCUUUUUACGCUGCUGCUACUCUGUUAAUUAUUUAUGCAGUCACUUUAACUCUACCCACAUGUACAUAUUACCUCAACUACCUCAACUAGCCGGUGCCCCCGCACAUUGACUCUGCACCGGUACCGCCCCCCCCUGUAUAUAUAGCCUCCCUACUGUUAUUUUAUUUUACUUCUGCUCUUUUUUUCUCAACAUUUUUUUGUUGUUGUUUUAUUAUACUUUUUUAUAAAUAAAUAAAUACAUUGUUGGUUAAGGGUUGAUUGUAAGCAUUUCACUGUAAUGUCUACACCUGUUGUAUUCGGCGCAUGUGGCCAAUAAAAUGUGAUUUGAUUUGAUUUGACAAUUUAGCCCAAAAACACAAAAAAAACCACUCAAGUGUGUCAGUGUAAAUGUUUAUAUUUGUUUGUAUAUUUAUUCUUUUACAGAUAUCUAAGUCCAGUAACGCCACUUACUCCAGCAUGGACAUGGAACUACAGCCGCAACAGGACAUCCCUGGUAUCACUAGUGAUAUCUAUGUGUCCAGGCCAAAGAAAGGAGAGGUCCAACCCCUUCUGCAGCACGGGACCAGAUCUGUUGCCUACUCCUGCCGCAUCUAG